Amphibalanus amphitrite is the source of this 514-nucleotide messenger RNA. Its product is annotated as heterogeneous nuclear ribonucleoprotein A1-like. The coding region runs from base 50 to 358 and encodes 102 amino acids. Lineage: Eukaryota; Metazoa; Arthropoda; Thecostraca; Balanomorpha; Balanidae. The record is from RefSeq and is a predicted model, not a curated record. The transcript has 3 exons.
CAAUCCACUGCGAACCCGUGCGAGUCGCUCACUACGCAAAGACUUCAACAUGAAGGUUGCCGUCGUUCUCGCUUGCCUGCUGGUGGCCGUCGCUGCCAAGCCCCAGUUUGGUAGAUUUGGACUCGGUGGAUUUGGUGGUGCCAGGGGAAGCGCCAACUCUGGAUCCACUCAGGGACAGACCAGUGGUCUCUUCGGAAACAGCCAGAUUCAGAACAGCUUCGCUAACGCACAGGGCUCUGCAUUCGGCGGUGGAUCUUCCUUCAACCGUGCCAACAGCAACGCCGCUCAGAGUUUCGGACCCUUCGGAGGGCAGCAGAGCGCCAGCAACAACGCCUUCAGUAACCAGUUCGGACGCUAAUUGAGUGCUGCAUGAUAGCUAGGUCAUCUCUGUAUCACUAAUCACGCAUUAUGUUCCUGACGUUUUUAUAUGAUGGACGUUGACAUGUGACGCAUCUUUUCAUCCCGCACGUGUAAUAUCUGUUGAUGUUGAGCAAUAUAGUUACUGACACGACCA